Messenger RNA from Eriocheir sinensis (Chinese mitten crab), 882 nucleotides. RefSeq lists its product as uncharacterized. Bases 1 to 882 code for a protein of 293 amino acids. The record is from RefSeq and is a predicted model, not a curated record. Lineage: Eukaryota; Metazoa; Arthropoda; Malacostraca; Decapoda; Varunidae. The transcript is spliced from 3 exons.
AUGGGGCGUGUGCUCAUCCAGUCGCAGAGCAACCCUGGAAACUCUAGUCACGAGGCGCCCACGGGUGAUUCAAGGGAGACUCAUGCACCUCAUCUCUACAGCAACCCUGGAAACUCUAGUCACGAGGCGCCCACGGGUGAUUCAAGGGAGACUCAUGCACCUCAUCUCUACAGCAACCCUGGGAACUAUAGUCACGAGGCGCCCACGGCUGAUUCAAGGGAGACUCAUCCACCUCAUCUCUACAGCAACCCUGGAAACUAUAGUCACGAGGCGCCCACGGGUGAUUCAAGGGAGACUCAUCCACCUCAUCUCUACAGCAACCCUGUUAACUCUAGUCACGAGGCGCCCACGGGUGAUUCAAGGGAAACUCAUGCACCUCAUCUCUACAGCAACCCUGGAAACUCUAGUCACGAGGCGCCCACGGGUGAUUCAAGGGAGACUCAUGCACCUCAUCUCUACAGCAACCCUGGAAACUCUAGUCACGAGGCGCCCACGGGUGAUACAAGUGAGACUCAUCCACCUCAUCUCUACAGCAACCCUGGAAACUAUAGUCACGAGGCGCCCACGGGUGAUUCAAGGGAGACUCAUCCACCUCAUCUCUACAGCAACCCUGGGAACUCUAGUCACGAGGCGGCCCCCCCCCCCACGGGUGAUUCAAGGGAGACUCAUCCACCUCAUCUCUACAGCAACCCUGGGAACUCUAGUCACGAGGCGGCCCCCCCACGGAUGAUUCACGGGAGACUCGUCCACCUCAUCUACACCACCCCUGGGCACUCUAGUCACGACGCGCCCCCCCCACGGGUGAUUCAAGGGAGACUCAUCCACCUCAUCUCUACAGCAACCCUGGGAACUCUAGUCACGAGGCGGCCCCCCCACGGGUGA